GAGCAGCACUACCUCUCCUCUGGACAGCUCCACCACAAUAGCAGCGCACUGCCUGCCACAUCGCCCGAAACGAAAUCAAAACGGUGUUGAGUUUUUGGCGCGCAAUUUUGUCAACCUGCAGAAAUUCAAGCUGCCAUACGAUAGCAUAGCAUUUUGCUUGCUUGUUUGUCCUUUUUUUUGCUGUGUCUCCCUCAGUGUGUCUGUGUGUGAGUGUGUGUUUUGUGCGAGGAUAAUUGAAGGGCGCAUUUGAAAUAUUGAUGGGACAAGUGCAGCGACAAAGGGCUCGAUAAUUCAAGAGACUUGCAGUGCGGUGAGCCCCCUCAGCCCCCCGUUGGUUAAAGAAAACAAAAACAAGAACGGGAACGGGAACGGGAACGUUAACGGGAACAACAAUCGCUAACAAUCAAAGAGCGAGGAUGAGCAUGUGAAUCCAAUUGGCGGCGAUGGCAUCGAGCAGCAACAAGCCCAAAUACAGGUCCCAUAGCGGCGCGGUCGGCACGCAACUUCGUUGGCUGGACUGCCUCAUCCAGCUGUGCUUGUUUACCCGAGCUGUGAGACUGGUUGCUUACGCCGAGGAGGUCACCACCUCAGGCAGCCUCUCGGAAGAAUGGGGCUCCGGCUGGCGUGGCACCAAUUUCCUGGUAGAAGUGGAGCAGACGGCACCCUCCCUACCCUCGGGAUCAGUUGUAGGCGCCAGCAGCAGCAGCAGCAGUGGCAGUGGCAGUGGCAGUGGCAACGUUGAGGACUAUCUGAGCAGCCUGGAGGAGGAUGGCAGCUUCACAACGGGCACCACACCGGGAGCCAACUCCAACAGCAGCACCGUGGACACGGGACCCAAGAUCAUUGUGCGCACGGAGGAGGUGCUGAUUGUGGGCCUUGUGCUGGUCCUGUGGGUGGGUGCCAUUAUGUUAUUUUUCAAUCGCUGGGGCAAGAUUCGCAUGCUGGAGCCCUACCAGCCAAAGUUCCAGCAGCAGCAUCGCAGCUCCUGUCCGCUGGUCGAUCUGGAUGCAGUGACAACGCAUCAGCGCACAUCCGUCUCGCGUAUGUCGAUGGGCAUGGUGCACAAUCUGAAUAUGCCGACGUGUCACUUUGCGGCCUAUAAUCCCAACAUUUAUGCCAAGGGUUAUGCCUCGCAUGUGUCGCACGUGUCACGGCCGAGGCAGAACUCGGUGUUUGUGGGCGCCAGCACCAGUCACUAUCUGAUGCCGCGAGCGCCACGCAAGACACGCUCGGCCAUGGACUUGCACUCCAUGGUGCUGGAUGAGAGUGCCGAGCAGGUGUAGGUGCCAACCAAGAUGCAGCAGGAGCAGCCAUCAGCCAAGGACUAAGUCGCAUAUUUGUUGUAUAAGUCAGUGUGUAAGUGGGUUGGGAAAAAGGUGUGAGGGAAAACGCAGCCCAACUAUUUGCACUCAAAGCCUAUGCCCCUGUCUGUCUCUCUGUCUGUCUUUAAUUUGUCUUGUCCCUUCAGCGAUCGUGUCAAUUUCGGUUAAAGCUGUCUUCUAGGCCAACCCAUUACUGAAGCAGACUAGCAGCAGUGCUAACUAUGGUGGAGCAUUCGUAUUAUUAGCUUUAUUAUCCAGUGUUAAUCUCAAACGUAUGUAGUCUAUGCCUAACCCACACGUUUCUCUUCUACUUCUACAACUUAGCGUGUUGAUGCCACAAUUAUUGGAUACCAGAAUAGACAUAUUUAGUGAAAUACAAAUGCAAAUAUUCAAUAUGCGGACACAAGUGCAAAACUGUGUCAUUAAUUGUUUAGUUUGUAAGCCUAAAAAGCUCAAAGGGGAUCAGAAUAGAAAACUCUCUGGAAAAUCGAACCACUACAGAACACAACAGAACGUACUUUCUUGUGAUUUUGUUUGUUUUAUUUUUCUUGGCUGCAGCAAAACUCUAUCAAAACUAUCAGUACUAGCUAACUGUCUAAACUACUCGUAAGUUGUAAGUAUUUUGAAGACCAAGCAAGAGCAGGUUGAAACUGCAGAGAGAAGGAAACUAACGAAAGCUUUAAAUUCCUUUUGGGGCCUGUACCAAAACAAAAAGAACAAAAAGAACAACCAGAACCCAUCCAGAACAAAACCGAAAAUUGUAUUCUAAGCUUAAGGUAAAUAACUCUCAACCAAAUGUCUAGUGCAAAAUAUGUGGAACAAUGUAAACUAUAAACCGAAACCCAAACUAGAACUCAAACUACAGAUCUACAACCACAUCAUACUCGUAUAUUGAAGGGCAUUCCCGCACCACAAAGGUGUUUGCCCAAACCAAAAAUGUUCUAACUUGUUUUACAAUAUUUACAAGAGCCUCGGCAAAGCAAAGCAAAUAUACAACA
This is a messenger RNA of Drosophila guanche, 2320 nucleotides long. RefSeq lists its product as uncharacterized. The record is from RefSeq and is a predicted model, not a curated record. The transcript is spliced from 6 exons. Bases 444 to 1283 code for a protein of 279 amino acids. NCBI's taxonomy places the organism in Eukaryota, Metazoa, Arthropoda, Insecta, Diptera, Drosophilidae.